This is a messenger RNA of Momordica charantia (bitter melon), 2101 nucleotides long. RefSeq names its product plant glycogenin-like starch initiation protein 4 (gene PGSIP4). The record is from RefSeq and is a predicted model, not a curated record. Gene Ontology annotation, molecular function: glycosyltransferase activity. NCBI's taxonomy places the organism in Eukaryota, Viridiplantae, Streptophyta, Magnoliopsida, Cucurbitales, Cucurbitaceae.
UCUCUCCUCUCUCUCCUCUCUCUCCAUGGCCUUCAAUAAAACUCCGUACACUUCAAAGCAAUGGAAGUUCUCCUCUCAAUAUUCCUUCAUAAUCCUCUUCCUAAUUCUCUUCUCCUUCCUCUGUUUUACUCUCCUCUUGAUCUCCUCCCGCUCCCAAAAAGAACUCCACAAAUACACCGUCGUCCAGUACUCCUCAUCCGCCGACGUGGAGAACGAAUUAUUCCGACGAAAUCACCGGAGGAUUAUCAGGAGAAUCAAAAUCGGAUUAAUCAACGUCAGAAACGAAGAAAUCGAUGAAACUCUGCAGCUUCUAGGUUUAUCGGAGGAAUCGCGGCGGAGGACGGAGGCGGUGACGGUAAAUUUCGAUCGCGUAAACAAUUCCGAUUGGGAAGCUCUGUUUCCGGAGUGGAUUGACGAGGACGAGAAAUGGAGGUCGCCGAAAUGUCCAGAAAUUCCGAUGCCGAGGACGGAGCUCUACGGCGAUCUCGACGUCGUCGUUUUGCGGAAUCCGCCGUGCGGAGCCAGAGACGCGGCGCGGCUGCAGGCGAAUCUGGCGGCGGCGAGCGUGGCGGUGGCGAGCGGGUGGGUGGAGCAGGACGUUCAUCGGACGGUGCACGUCUCGUUCGUGGGGGCGUGUGGGCCCAUGCGGGAGAUAUUCCGGUGCGACGAUCUUGUGGCGAUGGGGGGAAAUGAUCGGACGGCGGAGGGGGUUUGGGUGUAUAAACCGGAGAUGAGGAGAUUGAAACAGAAAAUUCUCAUGCCUGUGGGAUCAUGCCAGCUGGCGCCCGUUUAUGCACGGACAGGGAGAGAAAUAUGGAGGAAGUUCAUGAUACAAAAAGCACCAAACAAGAACAAUAAAGACUCAACCCAACCGCUACGCAGAAGCAAGCCAAAAGAGGCCUACGUUACAAUCCUCCACUCCUCAGAAGCCUACGUCUGCGGCGCCAUCGCUCUAGCUCAAAGCAUCCUCCAAACCAACACAAGCAAACAGCUCCUCCUCCUCGCCGAUGACUCCAUAACUCCGAAAUCCAUUGACGCCCUCCGUGCCGCUGGCUGGACGACCGAGCGCAUCCACCGCAUCCGCAGCCCCCGCGCGGAGAAAGGCUCCUACAACGAGUGGAACUACAGCAAGCUCCGCAUAUGGCAGCUCGCCAUCUACGACAAGAUCAUUUUCAUCGACGCCGACCUUCUCGUCCUCAAGAAUAUCGACCACUUAUUCGCGCUACCACAGCUCUCCGCCGCCGCAAACAACAAGAUGAGGUUCAACUCCGGGCUAAUGGUUGUGGAGCCGUCGGCUUGCUUGUUUGAGGACAUGAUGGCCAAGAGCUUCGAGUUGGAGUCGUAUAAUGGUGGUGAUCAGGGAUUCUUGAAUGAGGUCUUCACCUGGUGGCAUAGGCUUCCUUCAAAAAUCAACCAUCUCAAAAUGUUUGAGAAAGACAACAAUGAGAGUUCAGAUGAUGCAUAUGCAAUACAUUAUCUGGGAUUGAAGCCAUGGAUGUGUUACAAAGACUACGACUGCAACUGGGACAUGGCGGACCACCAUGCUUUUGCGAGUGACUCAGCUCACGCCAAAUGGUGGAAAGUGUACGAAGCCAUGCCCACUGAGUUGCAGCAAUUCUGUGGCCUCACCAAGAAGAUGGAUUCCAGAAUUAGAAAGUGGAGAAGGAUUGCCAAGAACAACGCCACUAAUUUUCCUGACGCCCAUUGGAAAAUCAAGAUCACUGAUCCAAGACGCCACCGUUUUAUGGGUAUUGCUCAGUAGAGAUAUAUCAGAAACCAAAUUAAAGCUAGCACAUGCAUAUUGUGGAUGUGGCCAACAAAUUUUUGUAAGGUCGUCCCUCUUCUCUCUCCUUCAUUCUCGGUUUCAGAUUUUAGAGCUUCUUUUGAUGAUCUGUUGACAUGGUUUUAAUUCACAGCUAGAGAUGGAUAAUGAGGUUGUAUAGAAAUUAAAGAUAAUACAAAGAAUUGGGACUUGGAAAUUGUGUUCACUGAGUUUUAGUUUUGGAAAGGUUAAUAAAUAUUUAACCUUUUUCCAUUUGACUUGUUAGAGCAAAAUAAAGGGGUCAACUAUAGGGCUCAACAAAAGAUUGAACUUAGUUAA